Molecule: messenger RNA, 3176 nt
Organism: Prorocentrum cordatum
Lineage: Eukaryota; Dinophyceae; Prorocentrales; Prorocentraceae
Source: the annotation of a GenBank genome assembly
GCCCGAGCCGCGCCCCCGGCGUGGCACCCACUGCGCGGCAGCGCGCCAGAAUGUGGAGCCAGAGGGGCGGUUCGGGCCGUGCUGGCAGGGGCAGGGCGGCGGGCACCACGGGCUCGCGCAGCCCUGCCCUCUCGGCGCGCCAGUCCCGCGACGCGAGGUCUCGGGACACGCCGCAGCGCAGCUCGCGCGGCCAGCGCACCCCCCCGCGCACCCCCCCGCGCAGCUUCGAGGGCAGCCGCUCGCACACCCCCACGGCCAGCCCCACGAACAGCCCGCGCGGCCGCCGCACCAAGCCGUGGCAGCCCCCCGCACAGCCCGCGUGGCCGCAGGGGCUCGGCGGACUUUGACGACGGGGCGGGCCCCCUGCUCCAGGACUCCUCCAAGGCUCCGAGCCACGAUCGGGAUGGCACAGAUCUUGGCGAUCCUUACGGCGGUUCCGUCGAGGAGGGGCACGGCAGGCGCCGGCACAGCAGCAACAGCCGAUCCGUGCAGCGUGCAGGACCUGAGGCGACCUUGUGGUCGCACCUCGGGGGCAUGAAAUACGCUCUGUCGCUUGGGCUGAUUGGGGGCGUAGUCGUGGUUUGGCUCGGCGCCCUGGUGACCGAUCUGCAGCGGCGCCAGCAGAGCUCGAGCGCACCGGCAGAGGUCUCGGAGCGCACCCUCGAGGAACCGAUAGGGGGCGCGGCCACCGCCAACGUAACGGCGGCGUGGCCCAAUGUGGCCAUGCCGGACAGGCUCGUCGCGCCAACAGGGCGCAGCGCAGCCGCAGGCGAGUCGUUGGACCCCGAUGGCCAGGGCGGCAGUGGCGCGGCGAUGGUGGGCGUGGCGGCAGCAGCUGGCACGGACUUCAAUGGGGUCGCAGCGACUCCAGACGCGGCGGCAGUUCCCGGGAAGGCUUCUACUCCAGCGAUGCCAGGCGUGGAUGCGAUGGCUGGCGAGGGCUUAAACGGGAUCGCAGUGAUGCCAGACGUGGCGGCAUCGACGACCGAGAGGGUUACCACUGCAGCUCCCACCCCAGUCCCGCCGCCGCCUACCACUCCAGCUCCCACCCCAGCUUCCACUCCAGCUCCCACUGCAGCUCCCACUCCAGUCCCGCCGCCGCCUUGCGCGAUCUCGGGGGAAAACUGUGCUGAGAGUCGCUGCUGUGUCGGGGCCGGCGAGCAGUGUUACGAGAAGAGCCCCGGGGAGGCGGCGUGCAGGGCAGAGUGUCGUGCUGGUCCGGACAUGUCCGCCUAUCUCGAGCGCUCGAUCUGGUCUUGUCGGGAGCUUGGGCAACGGACGCCUGGCCGAGUGGCAAAGGUGAACUGGACGGGCAUGCCUGUACCAAGUUGGGCGAAGCAGUACUGCUCCUCGGGUAAGGACAACUGCCAGAUGACCAGGUGCUGCAGCGAGGAGGGCAUGCAGUGCUACGCUAAGAACACGUCGCUGGCCCAGUGCAAGCCCUCCUGCAUGCCGGGCCCAGACUUGACCGACGUCGAUGGGAUGAGUUGGAGCUGCGAAGAGAUCGGACCACGCACGCCAGGGACGGUCUUGGAGCCGAGCGUCACGGGCCUGGUGGCGCCAGCAUGGGUCAGGACGCAGUGCUCGGCCAGUGGCGAAAACUGCGACGUGACAAAGUGCUGCAGUCAGGAUGGCCACCAGUGCUACUCCAAGAGCCCAGGCUGGAGCUCCUGCAAGCCGGACUGCACGCCCGGACCCCAGCCAGAGGACCGCGCGGACGAGAGCUGGUCCUGCCGCGCCUUGGGGCCCCGGACGCCAGGCCUGGCGAAGACACCUCCCGUGAGGCGGGGCUCCUUCCUGGUCGUCGGUGACCUGGGAGCCAAAGGAGGCAGUCACGUGGGCUCGAUGAGGUGCAGGAUGGCCGUCGCGAGGGCGAUGGACGCCAAGAUGAGCGAGCUUGGGAACGUGAAGUUCGUGGUGAACGUCGGCGACUCCUUCAAAGACAGCGGCGUCCUCGACAGGGACGACGAGAAGUGGGACAAGGCGUGGCGAUGGAUCUACAGCGAGCAGCUCCGCAGCGUUCCCUGGUACAGCGUGUACGGGAACCACGACUACCGGUCGGACCCCUGCGCGUGCGCCGACGUGGAGGCAGAGUGCGCGCAGGUGAAUUACGACGAGCAGAACCUCGAGUACUUCCAGAUGCCCGGCACCAGCUACUUCAGGGCCUUUCCAGAAAUCGGCAUCGAGAUCGUGGGCCUGGACCUGAACAACUUCUGCGACGCCAGCGUCCAGACCGACGCGAGAGGGCCAGCUGAACUGGUUUUCGGGGAGUGCGCACACACCGGCUGCGUCGCCAAGUGCGUCAAAGCCAUCAGGAACCGUACCCUGGAGGCUCUGGACCUGUUCUUCAAGCGCACUAAGGAGUCCACGGCCAGGUCGCUCGUGGUCUUCUCCCACUACCCGACGGAUUACUUCACCAGCUCCCCCGAUUUCCUCAGGGCUCUGGCGGACAACUCCAGGCACAACAUCACGUACUUCAGCGGCCACCGCCACGGCGUCGACAACGCCAGCGCCGUCUCCAUCGAGCCGAAUAAGUAUUGGGUCGUCGGCGAGGGCGACGACGACCGCUGCGACGCGGAUCAGCGGCACGGGAUUGUCGUCGGGGAAAUCGCGGGCGACAGCUCCAUCACGACCUACCCCGUCUUCGUGGACGGAGGAUGAGGGAUGCUGCUCUUCCUGAGAGGACAACAGAAGCGGAACUGAUACGAAGCGCUAAUUACAUAUGGCCCAUGAGAGGCCAAGCGCUCAGCCUUUUCUGCAGGUUCACGCGGGUGGCCGCCACAGAACGCACACCGUCUUCCCAGCGGUAAUGUUUUUUCCACAGGGAGACUUUAUUAUAAGACCUUGGCCGUCGUGGUAGCGCCCGAAUUCACCGAGACGCAGACCUCCGAUACCGUCAGUUUGUCAAUGCGGGUUCGAACGCAUGGUUCUGGAAAAGAUCGCCGUCCCCACUUAUGUCGGAGACGCUGGAGGUCUGGGUAUCCAGGUCUCCGGUCGUACCAGAACGGAGUUCCCUGCCAGAGACCUGAGAACCUGCUGCCGCUCCGCUUUGCCGUGUGAGGCCAGGCCCAGCUGUCCAGCGGAUCGCCGGGUGCGAUGUCGUGGCUUUCUCAAUCGAGGCAGUCUUUCUUACUCGCAGCCUCUGGAGGCAGUUUUCGGUCCCCGGGGCCGCCAGG